AUCAUUGUGGUGCUCUUCCAUAUCUUUUGCUUAAAACUGGUGUUAGAGCUAAAUGCUAUAUGACUCACGCUUCUAAGGCAAUUUAUCGGUACUUGUUAGCCGAUUAUGUUCGUAUAAGCAAUUGCGGUGUUUCCGCCGAACAUUCUUUGUAUACGGAACGCGACAUCGUCACUAGUUUAGAAUGGAUUGAUACAAUUGAUUUCCACCAAGAAUUGGAAGUGAAUGGAAUCAAGUUUUCAGCUUACCAUGCUGGUCAUGUAUUAGGUGCUGCCAUGUUUCUUAUUGAGAUAGCUGGUGUCAAGGUUUUAUAUACGGGCGACUUUAGUCGACAAGAAGACAGACAUCUAAUGUGUGCAGAAGUUCCUCCUAUUCGACCGGAUGUACUUAUCACAGAAUCUACUUACGGCAUUCAUAUUCAUGACAAAAGAGAAGACAGGGAGGCGCGGUUCACUCAACUCGUUCAUGAUAUUGUAACUAGAGGUGGUCGGUGUCUUAUUCCUGCAUUUGCCUUGGGUCGUGCGCAAGAGCUAAUGCUGAUUUUGGAUGAAUAUUGGUCUAAUCACCCUGAGCUUCAUGACAUUCCUAUUUACUACGCUAGUCAACUCGCCAGAAAGUGUAUGGCAGUUUAUCAAACAUAUAUUAAUGCAAUGAAUGCCAAAAUUCGAAACCAAUUAGUCAAUAAUAAUCCAUUCUGCUUUCGAUAUAUUUCGAACUUGAAGGUAAAUUAA
This is a messenger RNA of Protopolystoma xenopodis, 728 nucleotides long. The record is from the annotation of a GenBank genome assembly. NCBI's taxonomy places the organism in Eukaryota, Metazoa, Platyhelminthes, Monogenea, Polystomatidea, Polystomatidae.